AUGGCUUUCCGUGUGAGCAUCUCGAUUUUCCGAAAAUCUGUAUAUUUUCCGAGAGUCGUUAUCAACAUCUCUGCGCCACUGUUAAAUGUGUCACCGUUUCUCAGAACUGGUCAGUCAUCUUCUACCUUAUCUGCUUAGCUUUCUCUCAAAUUAAUAAGCGAUCAUAUGAAUGUAAUAGCCUUUCUCCCACCCAGAAAUAUACUAUAUUUUGUCUGAAACAAUACAUAAACUGGAAUGGGUCUGCAAUAAUAUGAUUUUUUGACAGCCAUGCCUUAUCCAGCUAGCUAGUUAUUUCAUUUUGAGGAAAUAGCUCCAUUGAUGUCAGGUUACAUGCAUGUAAUUUAGCUAUAAUUAGUUGUUUAAAAAAAAUCUGAUUCCUGCGACAUUGUGAACUAGGCACAGCCGUUGCAUCAGUUACCUGGCAGGGAUACGCAGUGAUGAUGAUAUUCUCGAUGUCUCUUUCUGUUGCUUUGGUUUAGGAUGGGCUGCCCGUCGUCCAGGGACCAUUAAUGGACAGGGUUUUCGCUUCACCCCCGCCUGUUUUAUUACAUCGGAUGCGUUUUUGAGCAGACUGACGAAAGGCAAAGCGGCAGAGACAGAUGACGGUCUUUAUCACUAUCCAGCCUCAGUUCUGGCCGACAGCGGUAAUCACAACUGCUGCUGCUGCUUCUGCUGCCUCUGAAAACAAAAGGGGGUUACCUCCGGGCAUAAUAGUACACGUUCUCCUUAUCCAGAUGCUGCGUACUGAAUGUCUAGACUAUAGUAUGAAUAUUACAUAUGCCCCUGUAUUCUGUAGAUCUGUAUUAUGUACCUCAUAUUUUACUCAUAUUUGUGAUGUCAACCCCUAAACUCUUGUUUCAGCUAAGCAAAUAUCAUUGCUGGUGAAGGAUCCAGAUCAACCAGAGAACUCAAAGGUUUUAAGUGUGGCCAUUAUUGGUGCCCCAAAUGCUGGGAAGUCCACACUGUCCAACCAACUGCUUAGCAGAAAGGUAGUUCACUUUAUUGUACUGGCCAGUUUCUUCAGUUUAAGCUGUAAACAUCAUGAGUCACUCUGAGUCAGCCUGGAGUGUAUUUUCCAUUAACACCAGUUUCUUUGAACAUGAUCUCUCGUAGGGGUUUGCUGUUUCCAAGAAAGUGCAUACCACACGGUCCCGUGCCCUUGGUGUUCUCACAGUAGAUGACGCACAGAUUGUAAGUGAGAAUCACCUCUCAGACCAUGCAUUGAGCAAUUUGGCAAUUGUUCAUUAUUUUAUCAGGGCCGUGUUACAUUAUGUACAGUAUUAAUCAAUCAAUCAAAUGUAUUUAGAAAGCCAUUUUUACGUAGCAGAUGUCACAAAGUGUUAUACAGAAACACAGCCUAAAACCCCAAACAGCAAGCAAUGCAGAUGUAGAAGCACAGUGUCCAAUAUACAAACUUUAUAUUUAUUAGAUAACCACACUUAUACAUGCAUACUUAUACAUUCUCUCUAGAUUUUACUGGACACUCCUGGACUCACUACACCUUCAAAAGUCAAGAGGUGAUUUGUUACACCGGUUUCAUUACUGUGGUAUUGCUGUGCUAAAAUGAAAUAGGUGAAUCUUCAAAGGGGCUAUUUAUCUUCUCCACAGGCACCAGCUGGAGAAGUCUCUCCUCGAGGAUCCUUGGAAUACAGUCAAGGAAGCUGACCUUGGUACUGCACGACUCUUCACUUUUUGCAACUUUUCGGGCACACAGAUGACUGGUCUAACUCGGCCAUUACGCGGCUAUUGCUUUUCAGACAGUCUAGUCUAUACUUUUUAAACAGUAUGUGGUCCCACACAUUUUGCAAUUCCUUUGAAAUAAAUAAUUUAGUUGGCAAAUGACAAUGCACUGCAUUGACACAAGUGGAUCAGGCAUGUAUAUAGAAUUAGGAGUGAGUGUCUAUGGUCUAUGCCAUUGUGUUUAUGUCCUCUUGUUGUUAUGUCUUCAGUGGUGAUAAUGGUGGAUGUGUCGGACAAGUGGGCCUGCAACAAGCUAGACUUUGAAGUCCUUAAAUGCCUGACCCAGUACCCAGAUGUCCUAGUAGUACUAGUUCUCAAUAAAGUACUUCUCUAUUUAUAUAGCACACGUAUGCAAACCUCAUCCUCUCUCCGUGGCCUUGUCUCAAAGUCAAUAAUAACACUGAUCAUAUGCACUGAAGUGAGAUCGUGGUUGUCAUAUGAUAUAAUGUAUUAUUAUGAUGUAAUAUACUAGGAACUGUCUACUCUAUAUGAAUUGUCACAUGAACCCUCUACUGUGUGUAUGGCACAGGUUGACUUGCUGAAGAGCAAGAGCGGGUUGUUGGAGAUCACAGCAGAUCUGACAUGUGGAGUGGUGAAUGGGCGGAAGCUGCAGGUCCGCAGUAUGAUCAAGCCCCCCUGGGCUGAGAGGAGGACGGACAGGGACACCAGGACACCAGGGUCUGGAGAUGAGGGUGAGCCAGGUGGUGAUGUGGCUCCUGGUGAGUGCAGUGAGGCCCAGUCAGGGCUGAGUAAGGAGCAGCUUAGGGCUCUGAAGACCCAACAGGGCUGGGCCCACUUCAAGGAUGUCUUCAUGCUCUCUGCUGUGGAUAGAGAGGAUGUGGAGACACUGAAGGUGAUGGUAGCUUAUGGUCAUAUAGGGACUAGAAGCAAAUCUGAUACCAAGUAGACAAGUACACUCAUUGUGGAAUAAUUAAAGUAAUUUAAAAGCCAUGGAAAGCAAUUGCCUCUAUGUUGAUGUGUGACAACUAAGAUUGCUAUUGACAUCAUGUCUUGUCUGUCUGUCCUACAGAGGUACCUAGUAGUGGGGUCAAAGCCUGGUUCUUGGCAAUACCACAGUGA
This is a messenger RNA of Coregonus sp. 'balchen', 2820 nucleotides long. The record is from the annotation of a GenBank genome assembly. NCBI's taxonomy places the organism in Eukaryota, Metazoa, Chordata, Actinopteri, Salmoniformes, Salmonidae.